GUGACUUAUCGAGAUCAGAGCCUGGAGGACGUCGGUCAUGGACGCUCCACGAAAGCUAAUCUAUUUGGACCACAACGCGACGACGCCUGUGGCGAAGGAGGUGGUGGACGCGCUCGUUCCUUGCUUGCAGUCCAACUUCGGCAAUCCAUCGUCGACACAUGAACUCGGUCGACGUGCCAAAGCGGCGCUGGACGUCGCGCGCGAACAAGUCGGGUGUCUCCUUGGCGCUUUACCUUCAUCGAUUGUGUUCCUGUCGGGAGGCACGGAGUCAAUCAACUACGUCCUCAAGGGGCUCGUGACGUCGCAACCGCAUCAGCGCCACAUUGUGACGUCGGUUGUUGAACAUGUUGCUGUGCUCGCCACGUGCCAAUACCUGGAAGAAGUUCAUGGAUUCGACAUCACGUAUGUUCCCGUAAACGACGAGGGGCUUGUGUCUGCUGACGCCGUCGCUGCUGCCGUGCGUCCGUCGACGUGCGUCGUGACCAUCAUGCACGCCAACAACGAGGUCGGGUCGAUCCAGCCCCUCGCUGCCAUCUCCGCGGCAGCGAGGGCACGCCAUGCCGCUCUGAUCAACGAACUCGCCGACAACCUCACGUACGAUCCAUUGCUGGUCCACACGGACGCGAGCCAGUCCGUCGGAAAGGUCCUCGUCCGUGUCGACGACCUCGGCGUCGAUUUUCUCACAGUUGCCGGCCACAAAUUGUACGCUCCCAAAGGCGUUGGCGCGCUGUACAUUCGUCCAGGCACGCGGCCGCUGGCGAAGCUCAUGCACGGGGCCGCCCACGAACACGGCCUUCGCGCAGGGACCGAGAACAUUCCAUACGCUGUAGCCCUUGGUAAAGCCUGCCAACUUGCUCAGCACGCCCUCGCGAACGGGCUGUCGCAACGGUUGCUCGCUCAUCGCGAGCAUCUCCUGGCAAAGUUAACUGAAUUGCUCGCCAGCCAAGAUGUCCCUCUCAAGGUGAACGGUCCUGCGGAUGUCGAAUUGGUGCUCCCCAACACGCUCAGCAUCAGUUUUCAGCACGUUUCUGCUAACCAGUUGCUCCACGUCAUUGAAGAUCGCGUCGCAGCCAGCGCUGGGUCAGCAUGCCACAGUCACGCCACGACUGCCUCGUACGUCUUGCAAGCGAUGCACGUGCCAUUGGAGUUUGCCCUGGGGACGCUGCGAUUGAGUGCUGGGAAAGACACGACGGCGGACGACAUCGAUCGAGCGGCACACGUGAUCGCCCAAGGCAUAGCAACUCUAAUGGAAAAGUAACUAGAGGCCCCACCAGAAUACUGGGCUAGUAUGGAACGGCGCAAGGCAUACGCGUUGGUGCGACCUGACACUCUCGAGUAGCAUGGCGUUUACCGGUGUGCCAACAUUGAGUCUUCUACAUCGGCUUAUCAAUGGGAAUACCAGAGAGACCUCGACG
This is a messenger RNA of Aphanomyces invadans, 1415 nucleotides long. RefSeq lists its product as hypothetical. The transcript is spliced from 3 exons. Gene Ontology annotation, biological process: iron-sulfur cluster assembly. Gene Ontology annotation, molecular function: cysteine desulfurase activity. Gene Ontology annotation, cellular component: cytosol; mitochondrion. NCBI's taxonomy places the organism in Eukaryota, Oomycota, Saprolegniomycetes, Saprolegniales, Verrucalvaceae. The coding region runs from base 38 to 1258 and encodes 406 amino acids. The record is from RefSeq and is a predicted model, not a curated record.